ACGGGAAUCCGUAUUAUACAUCUAACGAAUGAAAUUCUCUGUAAUUUAACAAUUUUCUCUCUCUCUCUCUCAAAAAAAAAAGGAAGAAAAACUAAAUUACACCUGAUUACGUAUCAUUCCUUAAUACAUCUACAAACAAAUACAUUAUCCAUUGGUUAUUCUGGGCACAGAAAUGAACAUUUCACAAUUUGCUAUCAAUAUUUAGGAAAGCUGCCGCACAGUAUCGUAAGUACACUUGUAUAAAUGACUAACAAGCGCGGUGCAGUGCGAAGCUUAUAUCGUAACAGUUCGCUAUAAAUUUUUUUUUUUUUUUUUUUGCUUUAUUUUAAAUUUGGACAAUUGCACAAAAUGCUUCAUCACACAUUCGCUAUCACACUUUUGUAUGUACAGUUGUCGUUUUAUGUUUGCCGUUUUUUUUUUUGUUUUUUACGUGUGCCAAAUGCUGAUCGUACAGUGAGUUUGUUAUUUUAAGAUAAUUUUCUUCCUUCGGUUCGCGGUUUAUCGGUAGAAACGAACGAGUAGAAUAUCAUGCUUAAUUUAUUCUCCUAAUUGAGUAAUUAGCGAAGCAGAAAUAUUCAGUUCGCGUAGCGUUAGCUUCUUCUUAUGCAUACUUCAUUUUUUGCCAGAAAUCAGAACUUUGCUUGGCAUUUUUUCUCUGAUCUUUGGUUUCAAUCGGUGCAGGAAGGAGAAGCUCCUCCUCCUGCAGAUGGAGCAGCUCCUGCUGCUGCCCCCGCUGCUGCCCCCGCUGCAGACGCACCAGCUGCUCCAGCUGCCACUCCUGCUGAAGCCACCCCCGCUGCAGCACCGACUCCUACAGAUGGAACAGCGGCACCGGCACCCCCGGCCGAUGGGGCAGCACCUCCUCCUGCACCAGCGGGUGAAGCCGCACCGGCACCCCCUGCAGAUGGUUCCGCACCACCCCCGGCAGACGGCAGUGCACCACCCCCAGCGGACGGAGCAGCUCCUGCACCUCCUGCCGAUGGCGCCGCUCCCGCACCACAAGGUGAUGGAACAACACCAGCCCCACAAACCGACGGAGCGGCACCCCCAGCAGAAGGUGCACCACCCGCAGAUGGAACCCCAGGGGCUCCGGCUCCACCAGUUGACGGAGCUGCACCCCCAGCAGAAGGUGCCCCAGCCGCACCCCCCGCUGACGGCGCAGCGCCAACGGAAGGAGCUCCAGCUGCCGCACCUGCCGAAGGAGCAGCUCCUGCCGAAGGAACGCCCGCAGCGGCACCCCCGGCAGACAGUGCGGCGCCAGCACCUGCAGCGGCACCAGCUGAAGGAGCUCCGGCGGAUCCAGCUGCACCCCCACCGGCUGAGGGUGCUGCCCCAGCGCCGGCUGCACCACCCGCAGAAGCAGCGUUACCACCCCCAGCGGAGACAGCACCCCCGCAAGCACCUCCAGCGUCGUAACUGCGGGAUGAUGCGC
Molecule: messenger RNA, 1432 nt
Organism: Athalia rosae (coleseed sawfly)
Lineage: Eukaryota; Metazoa; Arthropoda; Insecta; Hymenoptera; Athaliidae
Product: skin secretory protein xP2-like
Exons: 4
Coding region: 604-1416 (270 amino acids)
Source: RefSeq, a predicted model, not a curated record